AUUACACAUCUCCCAUGCGUACUACAGUGGCUGUCUCGGGUGUUAAUUGUUUUCACCUGUUAGUCUUGGCCUACACUCCACUAUCUAUGAACUUAUCCACUGUUUAGCUGUUGAUAAGCAUCUUCAAAAGUUUUUCUUUACUUCCCCCAACCUUUGUGUUUUGUUUCCGUUGACACAAAAGAUCAAACGCCUGGAUUCUCAAUCACAAGAUAUGGUCGAACUACGAAAGCGCAAGGCGCCAGCACAAGCCCCUACGGCAGAGCGCAAGGCCAAAAAAGUUCAAGAAUCCACGGUAUCUCGAAAGCCGGAUGUCCCCAAGGCCAUCUCCGACGAUAAGGCUCCAAAAGUUGGCGACAAACUAGACUUGGACAACUUCGGUGGUGAUAUUGAGACUGACGAAGGGCAAAAAACCACGCUGAAAGAUCUCGUCGAUGCUAGUGAAGCUGGUGUCGUGCUGUUCACGUACCCUAGAGCUUCAACCCCAGGCUGUACCAAACAAGCCUGUUUGUUCCGUGACAACUAUGACUCUAUCACGGAAAGUGGUUUAUCGGUUUACGGCCUUUCAGCGGACUCACCAAAGGCAAAUACUACGUUCAAGACGAAACAAAGGUUGCAAUACCCUCUUCUCUGCAAUCCCACCGCUACAUUGAUAGCAGCUCUUGGACUUAAAAAGUCGCCAAAAGGCACAAUUCGAGGAAUCUUUGCUAUUGAUAAAGAGGGCAAACUUCUGAUACUACAGGCCGGAGGCCCCGAUGCGACGCUUGAUGCUGCACGUAAUCUAGCUGCAGGAUUGAAGAAACCGAGCUCUGGAGACGAAACCCGUCACGCGAGUCCACCAGCUAAGGAUGACUAGUCAUUGAUAGUGGGUAAUCAGCAUAUCACUUCAAUGGGGUUGCUCCCAUUGAACGUGGUAGUUGCUGGAUUCAUAGGUUACAGACAUAUUGAGGCCUUGAGGUUUCCAAUUGCUACAGGCCUUGUCUGGCAUAAGCAUUAUAUGCAAUUCCAAAC
Messenger RNA from Aspergillus costaricaensis CBS 115574, 1008 nucleotides. Its product is annotated as thioredoxin peroxidase DOT5. The record is from RefSeq and is a predicted model, not a curated record. The transcript has 2 exons. Lineage: Eukaryota; Fungi; Ascomycota; Eurotiomycetes; Eurotiales; Aspergillaceae. Gene Ontology annotation, molecular function: thioredoxin peroxidase activity. Gene Ontology annotation, biological process: cellular response to oxidative stress; cell redox homeostasis. The coding region runs from base 212 to 853 and encodes 213 amino acids. Gene Ontology annotation, cellular component: cytoplasm.